AUGGGCGAAUCCUCCUCGGACAGUAGCAAUCUGUCCAUACGAGAACUGACUCGCAAGAUAUCAGAGCUAGAGGCCACCAUAUCCACACAUAAGAAUGAUAAGCAGAGCUUCAAUGAAGAAGUGACCCAGCUCAAAUUCCAGCUAUCAGUGCUGAGAGACCAGAUGCUGGACACUGAGGAGCUAAUCAGAAGGACAAAUCAGCUGGAAAAAGAGAAAAGUAAGGAACUUUCGUUGUUCAAACGUGAUCACGAAGCACUCAAACACAGGUGUAACAUGCUGGAAAAACAGAUCGAAUACAGAGACGAGAAGCUAAAGGAGCUGGGAGUAUUCAUUAAUUUAUCUGGUAAUUUCGAAACACUUUCGCCAAAUGAUAUGACAGAUGGUAGUUCGGAUGCGGCGAACACGAGUAUGGACUCGACUGCUGCUCGAGAUGACGUCAUCAGUCGACUGCAGUCAGAAGUUAAGUCGUUAAAAUUGGAUUUGCAGAUUGAGAAGACACGGAACCAGAAUUCAGAAUCAGAAAAGGGAUCAGGGGACAAAAAGAUAGCCAAUCAGACUCCAAAUGGUAAUGGAAGUAGUACAGGUGGAGGCAAUCUUCAGGUGAAAAUGAAAGAACUUGAAUUCAAAAACACUCAGUUGGAGAAAGAUAAGGAGUUUUUGCAGAACAAUCUGACAAUAGCUGAGAAGGCGAGAGAUCGGGAGAAAGCUAGGAGCUCAGAGCUAGACGCAUCAGAGGAAAAACUGAAGAAUGAAUUAAAGGCUGUUAAGAAAGAUUUCAAGAAGCUCCAACUUGAUUAUCAUGAUUUAGAAUCCAUGAACAGUACAUUGAAGAAGAAACUGGAAAAGCAGUCCAAAAAGGGGGGACUGGUAAAUUAA
This is a messenger RNA of Symsagittifera roscoffensis, 876 nucleotides long. Its product is annotated as leucine-rich repeat flightless-interacting protein 2-like. The record is from RefSeq and is a predicted model, not a curated record. The coding region runs from base 1 to 876 and encodes 291 amino acids. Gene Ontology annotation, biological process: regulation of DNA-templated transcription. Lineage: Eukaryota; Metazoa; Xenacoelomorpha; Acoela; Convolutidae. The transcript has a single exon.